AUGUCCAGCUCCAGCUCCUCCAUGUCCUCCUCCCCUCUUCCUCACCUCCGUAUCACCCUCACCAUCUUGAUCACCUCCACGCCCACCACGAUAGGCACGGCCCCUACCCCGCUCAACAGCGCUCACCUCGCUCUCACCCGGCAAUCUCUCGGGUUUGCCCAGCGCGUCGAAGAUGAUGAUGCCGAUGAAGAGGACGGCGUACACCAGCUCGUACAACGACUCCAGGCAGAACGAGACGCGUGGAGGGGUUGA
This is a messenger RNA of Sordaria macrospora k-hell, 252 nucleotides long. RefSeq lists its product as uncharacterized. The record is from RefSeq and is a predicted model, not a curated record. Lineage: Eukaryota; Fungi; Ascomycota; Sordariomycetes; Sordariales; Sordariaceae.